Ruditapes philippinarum (Manila clam) is the source of this 842-nucleotide messenger RNA. RefSeq lists its product as uncharacterized. The record is from RefSeq and is a predicted model, not a curated record. NCBI's taxonomy places the organism in Eukaryota, Metazoa, Mollusca, Bivalvia, Venerida, Veneridae.
CUCUUUAUAGCCGAGUCGUAUAAAAAGGGUAAUGAGAAGAUUUUAAUUAUCAAAGACAAGACUACUGGCAAAAUAGUCACGGAAAUAGAUGUCUUUGAAAAUGAGGGAUAUCAACUUGGAAAACCUGUAGACGAAAAUAUCUGUCUCGUCUCACCAUUUGUCGAAAAGGCAGAUGAUCCUCCACAUUGUUUCAAACGUAUACCUGCUAUUGACAUGCAAGACGAAAUACCAGCCGACCUUACAGAAUGUAAAAACCGUGAUAUUGUCUUCGUAAAACCGACAGAAUGUCUUAAGCCUGACAUGGACGUGGAGAGUGAAGUAGAAAAUGGAAUCAGACAAAAAAGGGCCAGAAGGUGCACCAUUGAGUUCUCAUAUUGUGCAUUGUGGGGACUGAAAUGUGUCAGACGUGGAUGGUUAAAUGCAUGUGUAGAAUUAAAGUCCCAUUGUGUACGCCCAAGAGUCAUUCGUGGUCCUGAAUAUAAUUGCUAGUGCAACUGAAUGAUUCAAACUUUAACAACCAUAGCUGACAUCUUACAGAAACGCUUUAGCAUGUACUUGACUGUAUGGUUUAUAAUUUCGUUUUCGUUUAUUGACAUCAUCUCAGUUUGCAUACAAUUGUCUGUUUAAGUCUAACGGAUGCCGCAUUUUUCAGUGUAUGCUUUUUGUUUUCAUUCCAUAUUUGUUAGAACGUUUAUUCAAUUACAUAUGCAUAAUCAAAAUAGCUUCUGUUUUCAAAUAUGUUUUAUCAAAAAAAGCAAAAGACACUGUUUUAAAUAUUAUCUCUUUCAGAAUCAUUAUUAGUGGCUAUGUAUCUGUCUAUAAAGAAUAUUCAAAGAAUUGUU